CUCCUCCCCCAGACUUCUAACCCGGCCAGGGAGGCUGGUCCCGCCCCCGCUGAGGCGAGGCGGCGGAGGCGGAGGGCGGCAGGCGAGGCUGGCUGGAGAAGCGUCUGUCCCCAUUCGGGAAAACAGACGCGGCGGAGAAGGGCGCUUUCCCGAGCGAGUCCCGCCGCGGCCCUGACGGCGUUUCCGGCCGUGUAGAGAAUUCAGAGAUCUAUACUAGAUUGAGAAACAAAUUACAACUUUCUGACUGGGCAAAAUGCUGGAAGAAGAUUUGGAGGUGGCCAUCAAGGUGGUUGUGGUUGGAAAUGGAGCUGUUGGGAAAUCUAGUAUGAUCCAGAGAUAUUGCAAAGGAAUUUUUACAAAAGACUAUAAAAAAACAAUUGGAGUUGAUUUCUUGGAAAGAGAAAUGCAAGUCAAUGAUGAAGAUGUCCGGUUAAUGCUAUGGGAUACAGCAGGUCAAGAAGAAUUUGAUGCAAUUACUAAAGCUUAUUAUAGAGGAGCCCAGGCUUGUGUGCUUGUGUUUUCAACCGUUGAUAGGGAAUCUUUUGAAGCAAUUCCUACCUGGAGAGAGAAAGUUGUAUCUGAAGUCGGAGAAAUUCCCACAGUUCUUGUUCAGAAUAAGAUUGACCUCCUGGAUUAUUCUUAUAUAAAAAAUGAAGAAGCAGAGGCACUUGCAAAAAAACUAAAAUUAAGAUUUUACCGGGCAUCUGUAAAGGAAGACUUAAAUGUAACAGAAGUUUUUAGAUAUUUGGCUGAGAAGUACCUUCAAAAACUUAAGCAACGAAUAAUGGAAGAUCCAGAAGUUGUACACACAAGCAGUAACAGAAUUGGUGUUUUCAAUACGGCAGGUGGAAGUCAUUCUGGACAGAAUUCCAACUUGCUUAACGGAGGUGACGUCAUCAACCUUAGGCCAAACAAACAAAGGACCAAGAAAAGCCGAAGCCCUUUCAGCAGCUGCAGCAUACCCUAGAACUGCAAAUAAUGGUUUGACAGAGUUGUUUAACUGAAGUCCUUAAGGAACACAACUGGCUGUAGAGGUGUUUUUAUCAGUGCUUUAGCAGAGUUGCACACAAUGGACCUACACCGAUAGGGAAUACUGCUGUUUAAAUGAAUGACUCGUAAUGGCAAAUAGUGAGAUCCCAAGUGGGUCAGAAAUAAUACCAUUGACCAUGCAUUCAUUUGACAUUCAGUAAGACAACUUUCUAGUUGAAAGGAAUGAUGAAUUAAUAUAUACAGUAGGUUUCAUUUUAAACAAAAUUUGAGCUGAAAUGCUUAAAUAUCUCGUUCAUAAAAUAGUUUUUCUACUUGUUAGAUCCUGUGGCUCAGAGGCAGAGCCUUAAUACCCUGUUUCCCCCAAAAUAAAACAUCUCCUGAUAAGCCCAAUCGGGCUUUUGAGCACAUGGCAAUAAGUCCAAACGCUUUUUCAGGGUUCAAAAAAAUAUAAGACAGGGUCUUAUUUUCGGGGAAACAUGGUAAUGAAGCAAAAAUUAACAGUUUUUUAAACAGUCCAGUAUAAAUUUUGGCGAUGUUGGUGGUGCAUUAAUUGUAUGACUUAUGAAACUUCUGCAGUGUGUAUCUGCAGAAACAUCUUCAAAGAUUCAGGUAGCUAAACACAAAUUAGGUCUAAGUCGAAGGUUCUGGCAACAAAACAAGUUGUUUGACAACUUCAAACAUUUUUUUUUCUAAAGGUACUGGCACAUUUCAAUUUUCUCUAUACUGUGGGCCUUAACUUUUUUUAUUGUGUUGUGCCAAAAAGUAAUGUUUAUGCUGCUAUACAUCUUUAUUUUUGUCAAUUAUUAUCAGACACACAGUAUGUUCUAAAUUAUAACAGAACAAGUCAAUGAGAAAUGGUACAACCGAACAGAAUAUAGCAAGUUCCUUUUUUAAAAAAAUCCUCUAUUCAUUUACAUCCUUCAUACAUGAAAAAUACGAAGGGGUUUGUUAUCAAAAGAUUAAAGUGCAUCUUAUAUCUAAUGUGCAUUCCUAUUUAAGGCCCUUUUUCUUUUUCUGGUAUUAAAUGAUGUGCCUGUUUUGAUGACAUUGUGCGAAUGUAAAGUUCCUGUCUUAAUCUCUGUUUACCUAAUACUGAAUUCCACCAGAUGAAUGGGACUUGCUCCAAGUACACAUGCACAGAUCUCGCUGCUGUUCCAGUGAUGCUAAUGUACCUCCGUUUAAUAUAUUUAGGUUCAGGGUAUUUAAAAAAAUGAAAUCUUAUGUUACAAUAUUAUUCAGAAACCUUUAAUCUUAUUUUUCCCUGAUGAAGUAUGCCUCUACAAUGUUGUUUUCUGUUUACAAACUAUUCCUACAGUAUUUCUGUAACAAAACUUCUGCCAGCAGCCAAUUUCUCUUUCUAAGAAAUGUUGAAAUAUUAAUAGUUCAGGAAUAUAAUUACCGUAUAUUCAAGACCAGAGCUGGAACUCUGCCAGCCUGAUUACAUUCUUUUCCUAUAUGAAUAUUAUUUUACAUUUUAUGUCUGUAAACACUAAAACAUUAUACUUAGAGAUUUUACUUGUUCAAAAAUUUGUAUCUUGUAUUUUGAAACAGGGUUCUUAUGUCCUGUUAAUUUAAUUAUAAUCUAAAAAUAAUUACAUUUUUUUCAAUGAUUACUUGGCCUCUGUUUCGUACUGAACAAUGUACCAUUCCUCGUGCUUAAGUAACUAUUCUCAUUGUUGGCAAUGAGGUGGGAUACGAACAAUAACCCUUUUCAUUUUGAAAAAUCGGACCUGAUUUCUUCCUUUAAACAAGUCUAGCUAGUCACUAGGUGACUCUAUAUAUAUACGGGUCCAGAUUAUAUUGUGUUGCAUUAUGGGACAAGAACACAGACAUAUUCAAAGUUGUUCAUUGAUAAUAAAAAAAAAAUAUUGGUUUAAAUAACUAGGUUCUGCAUGCAUGCUAUUUUUAUAUUGAAAUUUUUACAUUAAAUGAUAGCCUUACACGUU
This is a messenger RNA of Pantherophis guttatus, 2936 nucleotides long. RefSeq names its product RAB23, member RAS oncogene family (gene RAB23). The record is from RefSeq and is a predicted model, not a curated record. Lineage: Eukaryota; Metazoa; Chordata; Lepidosauria; Squamata; Colubridae. Gene Ontology annotation, molecular function: GTP binding; GTPase activity.